This is a messenger RNA of Knipowitschia caucasica, 1626 nucleotides long. NCBI's taxonomy places the organism in Eukaryota, Metazoa, Chordata, Actinopteri, Gobiiformes, Gobiidae. The record is from the annotation of a GenBank genome assembly.
AUGGCGGACGACGAUAUUACGCUUGAUGGGAAACCUCUACAAUCGCUUCGUGUAGCGGAUUUAAAAGCUGCACUAGAGCAAAGAAAUCUCCCCAAAACUGGACAGAAAAAUGCACUUAUGAAGCGACUAAAAGGAGCUCUUAUGUUGGAAAACCUUCAGAAGUCUUCUUCUCAUGGAGGGAUACAACCCAAUUCUCAGAUCGGAGAGGAGAUGAGCCAGAACAGCUUUAUAAAACAGUAUCUGGCCAAACAACAGGAGCUUCUCCGACAGAAACAGAAACGAGAGGCUCAGCUGGAUGAGGAAGACGAAGAGGAGGGUGAUGAAUGUCAUACUGGAGAAGAUAAAGAAAACCCUGCCUAUGACUCAAAGAUAAGUACAGAAGAUGAUCAAGUGGGGGAAUCGUUUGGUCAGGGACUGAUUGCUUUUGGUUCCGCUCUGGGAUCUGAAGAAGGCAUACAUGGAAUGGACCCUCCUAGACCUUUAUUUCAGCAUUUUUACCAAGGGCAAAAGGAGCCCCCAGCAGCACCUUCUCCUCCACGUGCUGUGGCCUCUCUGUCAGUACGUGUGCUUGGGGAGCCUGGUUUCCAAGGAGUUCCUCCUGCUGUGCCCCAGAUACAAGAGAAAGCAAACACGGCACCGAGUGAAUCAACCCCCCCUGUACUGCGCCCAAGUCGCUCUAUAGAGAUGGCUCCAGCAGCUUGUGAAGACAGUGAGGAAGGAGAUGGAAGUGAUGAUAACAGUGAUGACGAUGACUGGGGUCCUGCUGCAUCUCGCAGAAGCAGCAGAGUGGAACCACAGCCACAGCCCCCAAGUGUUGCUGCAGCUUCUGUUAGAUCCAAACGAAAGCUUCAGCCUCCACAGUAUAUCCCUCCUCCUCAGAUUCAAAGCCCACUCCAGUUACGACAUCCCACCCCUCCUCCUUCCCCUCCUCCAAACUUGUUCCCACUCCCGGAUACUCCAAAGCAGAGUCCCCCAGAUGCAGAUCAGCUGCCAGGAGAACGACCCAAGGUGGGCGCUCCUCAUUCAGCCACCAUGCAAAGGCAGGACUCUGACACCAGCUCACGUUCCAGUAGCCCUGAGCCUCCUGCAAAGCGGCGGCCUGGCCCCCUCUCUCUUCUGGUCCACAAGAUGGAGUCAGAACAGGCACGGGAUGAGGCACAGUCCACCUCAACUGCCAACAUGUCAGAGUCCCAAACUCCAGCCAGAUCUGAUAGUGCUGAGGCACCAGACACCAGCUCUGCUAAAGUGAUUGCUGAAUCCCACGAUUCUGAUUCAUCAUCAGAAUCUGACUCGUCUUCACCUUCAUCAUCUGAAAAUAUGAACAAACCAAGGGACCUCAAGGAGGCACACCAACGGCAGAGGGAGUACGCGAUUGUAGGAGGACACCAUCAAAAGAGUGAAGUAUCAGAGCCGAGUGCAGCUGCCAUCACUGAAGAGGAGCCAGACUCUGAGAGCUCCAUGGCUUUGCCUGAAGCUUCCGGGGCAGAGCCAGAGAACAGUGAGGGUCAUGUGGAGGAGGGUGUUUGCUGCUCAGUGGCUGGAAAAUUAGCAGCAAUAACAUGCAAACACGGGAUAAUGGCUGAGGGGCCUGCAGGUAACGCAGGGAUCAAUACAGUCGACAAGUAG